CUCUUCUCCCUAAACCAUCCCAUCUCACUAGCUAGCACUAGCAGUCGCUUGCUGCUGCCCAGUUCUUGUCUACGUGCUACUGAUCAACGGAGCUUACAACCUAAUUAAGGCGCGCGUAAGCCAUGGCAUCCAAGGCCGUCCUCUUCUUGGCCCUCAACCUCCUCCUAUUCACGGUGGCCAACGCCUGCGGCAGCUGCCCGACCCCGACGCCCCCGGUCGUGCCGCCGCCGCCGCCCCCUUCUUCCCCACCCCCAUCCAGCGGCAAGUGCCCGGUGAACGCGCUCAAGUUCGGCGUGUGCGCCAACGUGGACGGCCUCGUCAAAGGCGAGGUCGGUAAGGUGCCCGCCGAGCCGUGCUGCAGCCUCAUCGGCGGCCUCGCCGACUUCGAGGCCGCCGUCUGCCUCUGCACGGCCAUCAAGGCCAACGUGCUCGGCGCCGUCAUCGACAUCCCUAUCAAGCUCAGCGCCCUCAUCAACUACUGUGGCAAGUGCGUGCCCAAAGGUUACACCUGCGCGUAAACUCCGCGGCUACACGCUCGUGGGUCGUAGCCUCUCGCGUCCGUAGCGUAAGCACGCACCUGCAUGGCACACACUGUUUGGUGUGAACUCUCUUCUGUGUCUCAUUUGUGCAACUUCGGUUCUGCAACCUAGAACCGUUUCGGCCAAAUGCUUGUCAGUUUGUGUGUGUAUUGUGUCUCUCUUGACGAAAUUCCUUUCUCGUUUUUGCAUUUGUUCGUAAGAGGCAUGCAUCUCCUAGCUUGAGCUGAACAAGGGGAGUGUUGCUUCUAGUUUUUUAUAUUUAUGAAUCAUGUAAUCUGUUGGGAAUUAUUUAUAUAUAUCGUGUAUGUAAAAUCAAGCACUUGAAGUACUACUUGUAAUACUUAUUCCAUUUGUUAAUUGUUCCCUUCUCUUUUGGAGGGAGAAUAAAUAAAGCCAUUUUGUUACUCUCUCA
Molecule: messenger RNA, 951 nt
Organism: Setaria italica (foxtail millet)
Lineage: Eukaryota; Viridiplantae; Streptophyta; Magnoliopsida; Poales; Poaceae
Product: 14 kDa proline-rich protein DC2.15-like
Exons: 1
Coding region: 123-518 (131 amino acids)
Source: RefSeq, a predicted model, not a curated record